AUGCAGCCCGCCCCGGACGAGGCGCGCAGGGAUGCGGCCCAGGACGCCCUGUGGUCCAGGCCUGAGUGCCAGGCGUGGACAAGGACACUGCUGCUGGGUACAUGCCUGCUGUACUGCGCCCGCGUGAGCAUGUCGGUGUGCACCGUGUCCAUGAGCCAGGACUUCGGCUGGAGCCGAAAGGAGGCAGGCAUCGCCCUGAGCAGCUUCUUCUGGGGCUACUGCCUGACGCAGGUGGUGGGCGGCCACCUUGGGGACCGGAUUGGAGGCGAGAAGGUCAUCCUGCUGUCAGCCUCCGCCUGGGGCCUCAUCACGGCCGCCACCCCGCUGUUAGGCCGCCUUGGCACUGCCCAUCUGACCUUCAUGACCUGCUCGCGGGUCCUCACGGGCCUGCUCCAAGGUGUCUACUUCCCGGCCCUGACCAGCCUGCUGUCACAGAAGGUGGGGGACAGUGAGCGGGCCUUCACAUACAGCACCGUGGGCACCGGCUCCCAGGUUGGAACGCUGCUGACUGGGGGCGUGGGCUCCCUGCUCCUGGACUGCUGUGGCUGGCCAAGCGUCUUCUACGCCUCUGGUGGGUUCACCUUGCUCUGGGUGUAUUACGUGCACAGGUACCUGCUGAAUGAAAAAGAUCUCAUGAUGGCCCUGGGCGCAUUGAUGCAAGGCCUGUCUGUUUCCAGACACACCAAAGUCCGCCGGGGACAGCUGUUCCGGAAGUCGGCAGUGUGGGCGGCUGUCUUCUCUCAGCUCUCCUCCGCCUGCACCUUCUUCACCCUGCUGUCCUGGCUGCCCACCUUCUUCAGGGAGACCUUCCCUAACUCCAAGGGCUGGGUCUUCAACGUGGUGCCUUGGCUGGUUUCCAUCCCUGCCAGUCUGUUGAGUGGGUUUCUCUCAGAUCACCUCAUCAGUCAUGGUUACCGGACCAUCGUGGUACGGAAAUUCAUGCAGGCCAUGGGCCUCGGCCUGUCCAGUGUUUUCGCCCUGUGUCUGGGUCACACCUCCAGCUUCUGUAAGUCCAUGGUCUUCGCCUCAGUCUCCAUUGGUCUCCAGACCUUCAACCAUAGCGGCAUCUCUGUCAACUUCCAAGAUCUGGCUCCAUCCUGCGCCGGCUUCCUGUUUGGUGUGGCCAACACAGCAGGGGCCUUGGCAGGUGUGGUCGGUGUGUGUCUGGGGGGCUACCUGAUCGAGACCACGGGCUCCUGGACCUCUCUCUUCUACCUGGUGGCCGUUGUCAGCAACCUGGGGCUGUGCACUUUCCUGGUGUUCGGGAAGGCCCAGCGGGUGGACCUGAGCCCCGCCCGUGAGGACCUCUAA
This is a messenger RNA of Orycteropus afer afer, 1311 nucleotides long. It is a transcript of the gene SLC17A9, whose product is annotated as solute carrier family 17 member 9. Lineage: Eukaryota; Metazoa; Chordata; Mammalia; Tubulidentata; Orycteropodidae. Gene Ontology annotation, biological process: transmembrane transport. The record is from RefSeq and is a predicted model, not a curated record. Gene Ontology annotation, cellular component: membrane. Bases 1 to 1311 code for a protein of 436 amino acids. The transcript has 13 exons. Gene Ontology annotation, molecular function: transmembrane transporter activity.